AUGGGCAACGAUCACUCCAUCGCGAUGCGGCAGGGGACACAAGGCAGGGGUAUCAUUGGCUGCGGGAUGAGCAGCCCCGGACUCUUGAGCAUGACGGCGGCCAAGGCCGAGCCAAUGCCCCAUGGAGGCCAAAACAUUCGCCAUGUCGAAGCUUCGGUCAAUGCUUUGGCUGAUGGCACUCGACUUUGCUGGUACUGCUUUCGCUGCUUGUGCUGCUUGUGUCCCCAGUCCAAAGGAUCAAUAUUCGCUUUGCUGGGCGCUUGUCCCAAGAGAGUACUCAACCCAGACUCCAAUAUCGAAUGUUGCUUUAUUGAUACCGCCAUCAAUGUUCCACGAACCGUGUGGCGUCGACAUGGGGCUGGGUGUGGCGACAGCAACAUUUCACACGAAAUGCUUAUCAUCAGAACUGUGGGGAGCAUCCGCAUUGGAGACAUGAGUUACUCGUACCGUGUUAUGAAUGAUUGCCUCAGGAACAGGGAGACGACAAUAUCCUCUCCCUUAUCAUCAUUUUAUCCCACUGCAAGCUAA
Lindgomyces ingoldianus is the source of this 528-nucleotide messenger RNA. RefSeq lists its product as uncharacterized. Lineage: Eukaryota; Fungi; Ascomycota; Dothideomycetes; Pleosporales; Lindgomycetaceae. Bases 1 to 528 code for a protein of 175 amino acids. The transcript is spliced from 5 exons. The record is from RefSeq and is a predicted model, not a curated record.